CAUGGUAAGCAUACUACAAGUAUGAAUAGUCAAGCAACACCUUUCUCGGAAGUUACGGACGUUAUUGAGAAACUGGGUCAACUGUAUGCACAGCUAGCCGUUGAUUGGUCAAUCAGCCCCGUCACUCCACAUUCUCGCAAAAAUCCACUAACACGGCAUUCUGUCACGUGUAUCUUUUUGUUGAAUUUGAGUGUCGCCGAUCUACUCCAUAUUCUACUCUGUGCACCAUUUACCCUGGUCGCCGAUGUGCUACUCAUCUACUGGCCUUUUGGACCAUUUCUGUGUCGUUUUGUCAAUUACGUGCAAGGCGUCGUUGUGUUUCUAUGUGCGUUCACCCAUGUGGUACUAUCCAUGGAUCGUCUUGCAGCAAUUCAGUGUCCAAUUUGGAGACGUCGCAAAUUGUCCGCGACGGGGUUUGGCCGGGAUCCACAAUUCUCACAAACGGAAGUGAUCUGUACCCGAAGGAUGCUAACUCGAUCAAUGAAACUGGGGAUUCCACAACUCCUAUCUAUACAAUAUGUUAUUCCUUUGGUUGUGAUCACUGGGACCUAUACGGCAAUUGUGUGUCGUGUGUGGGGCUCUCCCGCCCCCGGGGAAGGAAAUGUGCAACGGGACGAGAAACGAUGUGCCUCCAAGAAACGAGUAAGUAUUGUCCGAAAAAACGUAGCAUAUCGUACAACCUUCAUUCUAUUGGUUAAAGGUUUGAAAAGACUAAAAAUCCGAGAAAAUAAUGUGAUACGGUUUCACCUGUUUUUAACUGGGCGUGAAUUUUUCAUCAUUUAUUAUGUGUGUGCAUUUAUGAUUGUGUCAAUAAUAUUAUUUAUUUCAUUGUUAAACAGGUAG
Echinostoma caproni is the source of this 843-nucleotide messenger RNA. The record is from the annotation of a GenBank genome assembly. NCBI's taxonomy places the organism in Eukaryota, Metazoa, Platyhelminthes, Trematoda, Plagiorchiida, Echinostomatidae.